GUUAACCACUUCACGUCACGUGAGAGAGAGCUCACGGCGACACACGACAUCCAAACCAUAGUACAAAUGUCCGUAGAGAAUAAUAACUGUCUCAUCGAGGACAAUGCACUCAUGUCAUUCGUCAGAAGCAGCAGCAGCAGCCGCCUUCUUUUUCUUCUUCUUCUUGGGCUUCUCUGAGACAGACAGAUGGGAUGGAUGGAUGGACGGCAAAUAAAUGCACACAGGACAGGCAGCCUCUGCUCAGAACAGAAUGGGAGGAACUGGCUCAGCUUGGCUCAGCUCAGCUCACCUUGAGGCUCUUCCUCGGCAGCGGCAGCAGCCAUGUCCACAUCAGCCUCUGCACACAAACAUACACACACACACCACACAGGCAGACAUUCACACGCAGGCCCAUGGAUGUCACCCAUGUAAUCCCACCAGCAGCAGCAGCAGCCGCGGCCUCCUCCUUCUCCCCCUCUCUCUGUCGCUUCUUCUUCUGCUUCUUCUUGGUGCCCUCGUCACUGCGCACACCCACCAGCCAGCCCAUCACACCACAUGAGUGCAUCCAUCCCAUAUAUCAGCACUUCUGUGUGUGUGUGUGUGUGUGUGUGUCUAUGAAGGGUUGGUGUGUACGCAGCGACAGGUGCCUCAGGUGCCUCCUCUUCCUGGUCCAUCGGGACCGCCUCCUCCUCCUCUGCGGCCUUUUUCUUUGUCUUUUUCUUUUUCUUCUUCUUGCCCUCGGCCUCUGCCGCACGGGCAAGCUCCUCUGAAUGCUACACAAGACACACACACGCACACACACAGAGAGAGAGAGAGAGACAGUGUGGGAGGCGGUGAGGGAGGGAGGGAUUGGGGGUUAUUGCACACAUACUUCUGUGAGCGCCUCCUUCAUGGCUUGUAUGUUCUUCUUGGUUUGUAUGUUUCUGUCGCUGAGGUACGUCAGCCGCUCCUCAACCUGCUCCCGCAUCUUGUUACCAAACACACUCGACGACUGACAUACACACACACACACACACCACACUCCGUCUGGCUGUCUGUCUGUCUGUCUGUCAUGAUGAUGAUGAUGUGUGUGCAGUAAGUCUGACCACUUCGCCGAAAUUGUCGAUGCGCGCGGCGAGAGAGCACUUGUUGGCCAGAUAACGGGAGAUUCGGCCUGAGAGACAAACAAAUGGGCAGCAUGACAUGACUGAUGGACGCCUGUGCUUGGUGUGGUGUGUGGUGUGCAUCCCUGCAAGCCGAGCGCACCUUUGUUCUUCUGUGCGGCCCUUCCGAUGAAGGUCGACUGGAAGAGCAGCCCGUACUUGGGCGUGUUGCCUCGGGUCUUCAGAGCCCUGAUGCCACACACACACACACACGCACACAACUGAAUAAGGACGUGUUGCCUUGCGUGUGUUGUGUAUGUUGUGUGUGUGUGUUGAUGUAUGUCGCGGACAGACCUGAAGAGUGCCUUCUCUGCCCCCAGAAUCUGGACAGUCGAGGCCGGAUACUUAGCCAGGUUGACCAGGCUGCCAGCAUGGGAAAUCAGACGGGCAGCCACCUGCACACCCACACCCACAUCCACACCCACACACACAUCCACACACGAACCCGAGCUAAACACAUGGACAGCUGGCUGAGCCAGCCAUGCCGUGCCCUCUCUAGCGGUGCGUGGCUAGGUCUUCACACAGGCUAGUCACGAGCUGCUGGCUCAGGUGGUCGGUGUGUGCCGGGGAUAGAUUGAAGCCACCAAGGUGUGUGCAGACAGUGAGUGCAGUGGUGGUCACAUUGCAAACCGGCAGCCCAGCCCCAUUGUGUGUCCCCCCCUCCCCCCCUUCUCUCACCGUGUCGCCGAUGAGGCUUCUCAGGUUCGGCGCCACCACCUCCAGCUUGCUGGCGAGGUAAUCUGACGACACCAAUGACAUACAAAUGCGUGAGUGUCGUGAUGUCUGUCUGUCUGUAUGUCUGUCUGUCUGUCUGUCUGUGUGAGUGUGUCCGUCGCUCACCGACGAGUGUCUUCCUCUGGUGUGCCAGCUUGAUGACCUGGUCACAAAACUUGAGGAUGUUCUCCUGUCACACACACACACACACACACACGUGGCCGCGGUCUCUGUACGGAGCUCUUCUCUCCCUAAGUCCCAUCCGACGUGUACCAUGUCGACUUGUGUGAUCUCCUGCCCCAUGGAAAUCUUGGCCGCCGACAGGAUCUCGUUGGCCAUGUCCUCGUCGCCGUUCAACACCGCCGUCAGUUGCUGCACACACACACACGCACACACACACACACACACACACGCACAGAGAGAGAGAGAGAGGGGGGGGGGAAGGUGUAGAGUGCAUCUCUUGGUGUGUCACGACAUGUGUGUGUGUGUGACAUGAAUUCAUGUCUAUGUCUGUCUGUCAAUCUAUCAGGGCGGGCUCAGAGCUGAACCGAAUCAGCAGCGCUCGACUGAUCACACGACACGAGCCGACUACGGGGGAGCAGCCAGCCCGGCCGUCAGAAUUACCUUCUUGGCUCAGUUUCUCGUCACAGCCACACUCACAUGCCAGACCCCUCCCAUCCCUCCCUCUCCACCUCCCUGGCUGUCCCCCACCGAAGCCGAGCCAUUCGCUCACCUCGACGCAGUCAUCCCGCUCGAUGAAGGUCUCCUUGACCUGGAUCACCUUGGCCACCUCGGCGAACUUGAUGUUGUCUGUCACAAUCUUGGCCAGCUCUGAAUGAACCAACCAACCACACACGCACACACGAGACAGAGAGACAGAGAGUCUCUCUCUCUCUCUGUCUCUCUCUCUCUCUCCGUGUGUGUGUGUGUGUGUGUGUGUGUGUACCAGGGAAGUGCCAGGAGUACCACUCCCUAACGCGCAUGGCGAACAGGUUGACAUUCUUGUCGAGGUUGUCGAUGAGUGCGAUGCUCUGGAUGAUGGGCUUGUCCUGUCGGUUAGGGUCGAACUGGAGCUUGCUCCGGCUGUAGCUGUGACCUGCACCCACACACACACACCAGAAUCACACAGGAUGGAUGGAUGGACGGAUGGAUGGCGUGUGUUGUGUGAGUGGCUGUGUGUGUGUGUCUGGAUCUCUCACCCAGCCCGACACGCGCCCGCUCGAGAUCGAUCUCUUGCAGGCCCUUCGUCAGACUGAUCGAAGAAACACACGAGCCCACCGGCAGGAUGUCAGCAGAUAGGCAUUCAUUCAGACCUUACUGUGUCCAGUGCAGCCGCGUCGCCCUCGCCAGCUCAGCGACGUUCUUGUCCAUCGUGGCGGGGAAGCCAGCAUCGCCCAGCGCCUUACCCAGAUUUGGCUCUGUCAUCCACACACAACACACACACACACACAACACUCACACCACAUGACAUCGUGCCAACUGCGGACGGAUGGCUUGCCCACCUACCACACACGCCAAGGGCGAAUUUGCCCUUCUUCUUGGCAAGCGGCGGCAGGUUUGCCUCGAGGAAGGUCUUGAGGGUGUCGGUGACCUCCCCCGCAGCGAUGGCAUUCAUGUUGUCGAGCGCCUCCUCUGCGUGUCUGAAGGCGUGGAAGGCCUUGAGCUUGACGGCCUGGCUGUAGCUUGGCAGCUCGCGGAGGGCGGCCUGCACCUCGGGCGACGACUGGCCGACCUGCUCCCACUCCUUGACGUGCAGGAGGGCGUAGCCUGCCGCCGACUCGAACAGCAGAUACAGCUCCAUGGGGUAUGAUGAUUCUGGCGACCAAAGAUGACAGAUCUAGCCUAGCUGAGGCAGCGGCAUCCACUCAGCUGUGUGCCUCGUAGCUCAGGC
This is a messenger RNA of Vitrella brassicaformis, 3726 nucleotides long. The record is from the annotation of a GenBank genome assembly. NCBI's taxonomy places the organism in Eukaryota, Vitrellaceae.